CGAAGCAGCAGAGCGUUACGAAAUCCCCAAAUCUACUUUGACCGAUCGUAUAACAGGUAUGUAUAUUUUUUAUAUUACAAAUCAUUCCAAUUUAUCAUAGUAACGGCGUCAUAUCUUACAUUUUCAAGGAAAAAGGUCAUUGGAUGUAAUGCCUAAACGUGGGCCCCCCACUGCUUUAUCAUCCGAAGAGGAAGAGUCGCUGAAAACAUUUUUGAAGGACAUGGCCAAGCGUGGACUCGGGAUGGGCAAGAGAGACGUGCUUCAAACGGUAAAAAACAUGCUAGAUUUGUCGGGAAAGCGUGUGCGGUAUUUCAGGAAUAAUCUCCCAAGUGACUCCUGGUGGUGCGGAUUCUUGUCGCGGAACCCGGACCUGAAAACCAUGACAACGGUAAAAUUGGAGGUGGCGCGAGCCAUGGCUUGUUCGGAAAAAAAGGUGAGCAGUUGGAUGGAAAAGUACACGGCAAUGUUAGAGGAAAACAACAUCACGAACGGAAGUAGUAUAUACAACUGCGACGAAACCGGAUUUUCUUUUCAAACGAAAGCCGGUAAAAAAGUCGUGGCUGGCAGAGGGAUGAAAACCUGCUAUAACAUCACCAGCAGCAAUAAAACUCAAAUCACGGUGCUGAUUUGCAUCAGCGCCAGCGGUAACAUCCUUCCGCCCUACAUACUUUUCCCCGGCAAGCGUAUGAAUCCGUCUCAUGCACUGGAUUUUCCCGAUGGCAGCAGAUGUCAUGUGACUGAUAAGGGCUGGAUGACUAAAGAUUCAUUCUAUGACUGGAUGGAACAACUAUUCAUACCUAAUUUACCUAACAAGUCAACAAGGGGGGCCGUCGUACUUCUUCUUGAUGGUCACACGUCCCACAAAGAUUUUCGCACAAGCACGUUAGCCCGAGAAAAUAAUAUCAUUCUCUACUGUUUGCCUGCCCACACUACACAUAUUCUGCAGCCACUGGACAAAGGAUUUUAUGGCCCUUUCAAAGGAAAUUGGAGUCGCUGUUGUGAUUCUUUUUUUGGAAAAGAGCAGUGUGUGGUUGAUAAGUACACGUUUGGUCGAGUUUUUACCCAGGCGUACUUACGAACCUCACGCUUGGAUGUGAUAGUAAAUUCAUUCAAAUCAUGUGGCGUCUGGCCUCCAAAUAUUGGAGCUGUGGAUUUGGAAAAAGCAUUACCGUCCACCAUAUUUGUUGACGAUGAACCAUCAAUGUCAAAAUCCCCAAAGCCCUCGGCCCACGCUAAUUCUCAACAACAGAUAUGGGAAGCGAAUGGCUCUGCGAUUACUGACGUAGAACCUGUCUUCGAUAAUCUCGACAUGGCCCCAAUGUCACUUGCUGACCCAAAGUUCAUUGAAGGUGGAAAUAUAGAAUUCCCGACUAAAAGCAUGUUGGCGUCGAAUGAACUAGAUCAUGAUGUGUCGUACUUGGAUAUAGUUUUAUUUGACGACGAACAGCCUGAAGACGCACUUAUCACUUUGAAUAUGUCUGAUAUAUUGGAUGACCAGCCAUCUACAUCUCGAUCACCCGAUCCUGGUUGUAAUACAUCAGAUGUUGUUGAGCUAAAUCUAAAUGAUCAAAUUACAAGUGCUUUAGCAUCCCCGGCUUCCAAAAUGUACGAGAGUCUGUCACCAAUUGAUUCUAAGUGCAGGAGAGCUUUAGAGGCGUUGGAAAGGGGUAUGAAUAGAGAUGAAAAGACACUGUUUGAAAAGAAGUUAGAGUGUGGAGACAUAGAAGGCAGUGGGGUAUAUAUCGCAUGGAGACACCUGAAGUUGGAGACUUUGAAAGAACUAGAAAAUAGAAAAAGAGAAAUAAGAAGUUUUUGUGUUAAUACGGAUUCGACAAAUUUGGCUAGAAAAGAGUUGUUUAAAAUACCAGAAAAGAAAAGGCCCGUGAAAAAUUACAAAAAUAUGCCACUAUAUAAUUUGUCAUCUGAUCGAGCUGUAACGGAGUUGAAAGAUUCAAUCGAGAAAAAAAGGCUAGCUGAGGAACAAAAAAGGAAAAGGGCAGACAGAAAAGAGAUAAGCAAAAUUAAAAGAUUAGAAAAACAGAAAAAUAUGAGUUUAGAAAAGGUCAAACCUCUGAAAAGGAGACGAAAUUUGUCUAUAAAACAAAAAGAAAAAAAGAAGGAAGAUUGCAAUGUAUGUAAGGUGCAGUUCAAUGGUGGGCCUGAUGAACCACGCUGGAUUGCGUGCGAUCAGUGCGAUAAGUGGUUCCAUCUGCACUGCACAGAGCUGAAUCCGCAUUUAAGCGCAUCAGCAGUAGAGGGACUUCGUUAGUUUUGCUGCAAAUGUAUUUCUGCCAUAUAGAAUAUUUUACUGCGACUAUGUGAGUAAUAAAAAAUUCUUGUUGGAAUUGAUUGUGUGUCUUAUAUUCUCUAAGCAACAUUUUAUCUACCAGUACACAAAAAUAUGGUCAUAGUUUAAAUCAAAACAUAGUCUUUAAAAAUUGCCAGUGAUGUACGAAAUACGCAAAAGGGUAAUGUUUCUAACAUAUAAGGCAGAAACUUGAAAAUAUCACAUAUAACUUUUGAUGAGAAGUGAACACAAUGGCAAUUUUGUUGAAAAUAUCAGGUAAAAAUUGCUGUUUGCGUCGAAAGCAACAAAGUCAUUUAGUAAAAUUUGAUUGUUUCAAGGACGGUUAAGGGUUAUGCUAUUUUAUUGUUUUGAUGCCACUAUUGAAGGCUAAAUCGCGGCACGUAUAUUCAAAAACAUGUGGGUUGUCGAAAUAACCGUGUUGUUAAAAUAUAUGACGAUCAAAAAUGCAAUUAAAAGUCCAGUUUUUCCACGCAUGACUGCAUAUGUGGUAGUCUCGACGCAGCCGAAACGAUGUUUAAGGCUCGAAAUCCGUGGUCGCACGCUGGUCGUUCGGUCGCAAAUACGUCUUCUGAGUGUCGUACUUUGGUGGUUUGUAUAGCUUUAACCCCUGGUCGUAGAGAGUUAAUUCGAGUUGUAGCGUGUAGAAUAAAUGCCAAUGAACAUACAGUGAAAAACUUACCGGGUUAGAAAUAUUGGUUUUUAUUUUAUAGCGGUUUGAAUGAAAUCGUCCGCAAACUGGCUGCACCACCCUACUGUAUUAGUCUGAUUAGUAGGGCUUCAGGGCAAGUUACAAAGUUACGGUAACACAGUAACAGUAUGGUACGGCACCGCAGUCGCAGAUAACGGUCGACUAUCUGAUUACGGUACAGGUACCAGUCUGUAAGGUAGGUCUUUUAUUUUGUUUCAGUUUUCAUAUUCUACCGUAUCAUUCCAGCAUUUUGACAUAUUUAAAUUUUUUAAUACAAAGAUGAAUUAGAUUAG
Styela clava is the source of this 3289-nucleotide messenger RNA. Lineage: Eukaryota; Metazoa; Chordata; Ascidiacea; Stolidobranchia; Styelidae. The record is from RefSeq and is a predicted model, not a curated record.